GUGAAGCCCCUGUCAUCUCCAUCAGAAUCUCUUCCUCUGAAGCUGACAUCAGUGUGUGGAGCCUGCCCCACACCCAUCACCUGCCAAACCACGGCCUUUACCUGCGUCUUCCGGUGUUUCCCGUGCGACCCAUCCUGUGGGAGUGCCUCCUGGGCCACCCCGGAGUUCACGCAGCGCUCAGUGGCUCCAAUGGUGAAGAUGACAAGGUCCAAGACUUUCCAGGCAUAUCUGCCUUCAUGCCACAGGACCUACAGCUGCAUUCACUGCAGGGCUCACCUUGCCAACCACGAUGAACUCAUUUCCAAGUCCUUUCAAGGAAGCCAAGGACGAGCAUACCUCUUCAAUUCAGUAGUUAAUGUGGGUUGUGGCCCCGCAGAAGAGCGGGUGUUAUUAACAGGAUUACAUGCGGUUGCAGACAUUUACUGUGAAAACUGCAAAACCACACUGGGUUGGAAAUAUGAACAUGCUUUUGAAAGCAGCCAGAAGUAUAAAGAAGGCAAAUACAUCAUUGAACUAGCUCACAUGAUCAAGGAUAAUGGCUGGGAUUGAAUGGGAAGAGCCCAGCCCUUCCAGCGUGUAAGAGAAUGCCAUCCAACCGAACAUUAUAUCCAAGAGUGAGAGAGUGACUGAACGCUUGGUUCCAUGCAUUUAGAGGCUCUGCAGUUUGGGAGCGUCUUCACACCCUUCUCCAUCUUUAUUGGUGACUGGCCUCUAAAUUUCUGUCUCUCUGUCUCUUUGCUUUGUAUCUGUUUGUGAGUUGACCCUGGCUGCUUCUCUCUCUGUUCUGGCAUUGGCUAAGAGAAUGCACCGGAUGCCCGACAGCCAUUCCAUGUUGACGAAUGUUUAAGUGCAAACUGAAGUUGGCUCUGUGGUGGCAUUUUAUCAGAAGGUCUCAGUGCGGGAGGAAGACCUGAGUUUUGGGCAGGAGAAGGUGAAAGGGGGUGGAGAGUGGGCCAAAAGGGAAGCCGUCAGAAGUGAAACUGUACUUCUCCUUUAAGUCCUGGUUAACCAAGGCUUGAAACUAUCUACUUGUCUAAAUGGACAGAAAUAUACCUCACGGCUGCGUUCUCUCCAAAUCUUAAAGCUGUGGCUCCAAAAGUGGGGCUUCAGUCCGAGCUGGCUGAGCACAGGUCAUAAUCAGUGCCCUCCUGCUAGCUAAUUGUGAAUCUGUGUUUUGUUUGCCAUUUAUGAACUUGUUUGUGGGAGGAAGGGGAGACCUGAUGGCUGGAGAGAUUCCCUGCUGCUCCUUUUUCUCUCUUUUUCAGAGCAGGUUGGCUAAAUCCUACAACAGAGCACAGCUGUGGGAGCAUCCACAGCUGGAGAAACCAAAUCUUGACUCUUGAGCCCUUUAGAGAGGAGGAGAAAAACACUUUAGGCAGAAGGGGGCUGAAACUGCAACUUAGAAGAUAGAACAGAAAGCAAAGCCAUGUGCUAGGCAAGAAAGGGGAAAUCAUUUGGGGGAGGUUGGAGACAGACUUAGUGGCAUAAGAUACUCCUUGAUCUCCCAGCCUUUAGUGAGCAUACUAGGGAGUCUUUUACCAAUCCUGUGCAAGUAGAUAAAUGCUGUUACAGUAUCUUUUUCUUAAAUCUCAGGCCCCAGCCAUCAGCUCCACCCUUGGAGCCUGUCAAAGAAAUGAUGCGACAGUGGGGAGAGGAGGGAGCAGAGGACCCUGCCAGUUGUAGCAGUAUUGCGUAGGUGGAUAUUUCAAGCCAUGAGGUAUUCCCCCACAAAAAAGCUUCUCCCCCUAAAAAUUAAACAUCUCCCCCUACCCCUGAAAUUGUUUAUGCCUUGGAGUUAAAGGGGAGGGGCAGGUUUGGGUGUUGCAACUGUAAGGGAUAAGUCCUUCCCAUUUUAAGUUUUUCGUAUUAGUUAGUAUGGACGUUGCCAAGGUGGUUUGUGGGGAAGGGGCAUCGUGUGCGAGAAGGGAGCUGUGUUACACGUAAAUGACAAUGUGAAGUUUGCUCUGCAACAGUCCAGCCAGUAUCUGGUGCAUGACUCAAGACUAUUUAACUGAAUUUGUUUUUAUCUCUCUGAGUGAAUUUUCUUUUUGUUUGUGGAAUUCUUUCAAGUAGGUUAAUCCACUGGGGGAAAUCUUUGUUAAUCCAGAAGGAAAGAGUAUUGUGCAGGGGUUUUCUAACUCCUUAUGAAACCGAAGCUUUGGAGUUGUAGCCUGUUGUUGCUGGCCCCCACAGCCAGGAUAUUCAGAGUUAGCUACAGAGAUUGGAGUGGGGAGAGAGCAACAAAAUAUUCCACUAUUAUAUGGAGGAGAUAGGAGCAGAGAGGCUACUUACAGAUUGGGGCCAACUUUCCAAGCUGGGGCCUUGUGCUGAAACCCAAACCCGAUGGCCUGUCUAUCUGAGUAAUGGCUAUUUUUUCCCUUAAAUCACUAUUCUUGUGACAGCAUGUUGUUACAGCCUUGGAAAGGGAAGUGAGCUGUAGGCUGGCUGUGGCUUCUGUAAUGGGUGGGAUUAACUCACUUAUGUGGCAAGCCUGUUAGGAGGUAGCUUCUGCCUUUACCCUUUCCGUUGUGGCUGCGUAACAGAGACGCUUCAGCUUUCAUUUCUGAUUGUCCACAGUCACUUUUUCCAUUGUCCACAUUCCCUCAUCUGGUAGAAAUCUGGUAAAAAUCAAAAACUCUGCAGUACCCAUUAGCUUGUUGACUUUGGCACUGGCCUGAACCCAUUUUUCUGUCCCUUGGUUUUUGAACCAUGACAAUUUAUUGCGUUGUGGGUAGUGGGAAGUCAUUUGCAUUCUUUGAAGAGCUCUUCAAAAUCCCCAAAUAUGCAGCCUUUAAAGGCAUCUGAUAGGACCUGGGAGAAUUAAGGGAUAACCCAAAAUCAUUAACAUGAGGUUGACAAACAGAACACAUCUGGGCUCAUGAUUUUAUGUUGGUAGUGUUACGUUGGCCCUGGUUGCCUAUAAAGAGCAGUCCUGCCUAGAGGACUGCUCUAAGAAAUAAAAAGAAGUUACAGAGUGCUGUCAGAUACAGAUGUUUUUAUAUUUGAGACCUGAAAUGAUGAUGAUCCUUCAGAUUGGGCUGUUUUUUAACUGUUCACAGGGGCAACAUUUUAAUGGCAACCAGUGCAAGUUUAAAUAUAACAGCAUUUUAAUCUGAUAUUAAUUGGCUUUGUCCCUUCAACAUCUACAGAUUUACGCUUGCUGAGAAUCUGACCUCAAGUCCUGAUAUAAAAAAACUGUAUGCCUGUGAAUGUCCAUGCACACAGAGAGUUAUUUAUAGACAGGCUUAAAUACAUUAUAGAGGGAGAUGAAAAAAAAAUGGCCUGUGAGGCUCAUUUGACAUUUGUUCUCUGUUGUGUGUCCAUUAAACUUAAAAGUACUUCUUAGUCCGCUGCUAACUCAUCUGUGACUUGCUGUAUUAAGACACAUGACCGUAUUGGGAGCUGGUGACAGACAGGAUGAUUAGAUCAGUAUGCUAGUGGAUAUCACAAUCAGCGCAGUCUAAAUUGAUGGCUUGUCGGGUAAUAAAUUCAGAACAUAACCAAAGAUCUGAGCUAUCUGCAUCCCUCUGGUCAUGUCGCUUAGCUGUAGCCAGGUAGUUACCUUGUGGGGUGAGCAAGGUGGGACCUCUGUUUCCGAGCUAGAGAUGUGGCCCACAGAAACUACCUCCUCCAGCAGGUAAUGCCUGAGCAUAGAGCAUCGGGCACUGGGGGUGCUGCUUUCCAGGGCAAGUUUCCAGCAAGAACAGCAGCAAGUUUUGCUCUUUUCUUUUUCUUUUUUUCUCAUACAUAUACAUAUAUAUAUAUAUAUAAUGUGGUGGCCUGGUCUUUGGCAAACUGCAGCCAUGGCUGUUGGGAAAGGCAAAGUGUAUACACACCCUUGAGUUUACACCACCUUAGUUUACCCCAAAGCUCAGUCUACCCCAAAACUUCGAUAAGUUUUUUUUAAUUUUUUUUUUGCUCUGGUGGAUUAUCUGAUGUGAAAUCCUGAUCCCUGUAAUAAAUAUUGAGAUAAUAAUAUAUACAAAGCAGAAAAAAAGCAUUAUCUUGUGAAAUAUACUUUUGUAAAUAAUAUUUAAUUUUUUUAAAAAAUAAUAUAUUUGGUGCUGUUUUCUCAGAGCCCCUCCCUGAGAGCACUUUUUGUUGUUUAUAAGUGAUACUGUUUCCUUCUGUAUUUGUUGGAAAAUAUGUUUAAAGGGAAACAAAAAUCAUAAUAUAUGUUGUCCUCUAAAAUUAAUCCAUUUUCCUCUGGACGUGGCAGGAGAGGGGAGUCGCUCCUGGUUCCACUCAGCAGGAUUUGGCUCCUGCACAGGCCAUUGCCAGGUUACGGAGAGCAGCCUGUGGUCCAGGGAGAUAUUGGCGUGUGCGGGUGGGACGGAGGCGUAGCCCCAGGCACCUGGGAGCGCUCAGCUGUCUGGAGCUGCCCACGUGCCGAAACAGCUUCUUCAGUCAGUGCCUGAGGUCCCAGUCCGGCAGUCUGAUCCCUGCAGGAGAGCUCUCAUCCCCACGGGGAGCCCCACAACGCUCGGGGGGCUCUGUGUGGGCACGGCUUUUCUGACGAGAUCUGGUUUGUAGGAUCUGGGCCUGAAAUUGUCUCUUGCACCAGUACUGGCUGGAGUGAAGUAGAUCGCAAGACUUAGAAUAUGCAAGUGAACAUAAGCUUGCAACCUCUGAAUCUCUGUUUCCAGUUGCUUGAGGGCAGCAGGAAUGGAGGAUGGCGAUUUCUAACUAGUCAUCCUUUUUAAACUUAAAAAUGUCUUUGGACGUGGAUCCUGGUUUUCUUCUUGUUUUGUUUUGAAACCAGGCUGUUAUGUAACAAAUUAAAAGUUUACCUCUCUGGCAGUAAAGUUAUUUUUUUGUUUUCCUUUCCGUCUUUAACCUCCCACCUUCUCCCUGCUCUUCGUUUUUAAUUCAUUGGGUCUCUUAUUUAUCCCAAAAUGGACCAACAGCACAAACCGUUGGACUGUUUUGCUGAGCAAGGAGCUGUUUUCAGUGCUGAAUAACUGCUGCACGCUCUUUAAUUUUCUGUUUGGGUGCAAACAAUUUGAAAAUAUGUAUAAAAAAACACCCUACAGAUGAAAUUUGUUGUUCUUGUGAUAAUCAAAUAAGAAUUUUCUCUGUAUGCAUUUUUCUAACUGGUAUGUGAGAGUGUAUUAAUCAUGCAUUUCACUGCACUUCCUCCUUUUGGAAGGAGCAUCAUGUUUCGGUGUGAACCAGUUCUUGGAUGAAUAGAUGAGACACAAACACCCGGUUGGGUAAACAGAUUUGCAAGAACCAGAGCUCAACUCAGUGGGAAAGAGCUCUUCUCACCAAGUGAGAGGUCUCUGAAAUUAAAUGUUCAGAAACAAUAAUGUUAGAUUUUGAAGAAUCCUGUUUAAAAAGAAUAAACAGAAGAGGGGAAACAAAAUCACAUUGAAUUAAAAAAUCAACGUAUUUAAUGCAAGCAGAAUGGCAUUGUGUAAGGUACAAUUACAAAUAAGCUAUUCUCAUAGUUAUGAACUGUAUGUAUCCUUUGUUUUGUUUUUCGUAAGGAUAUGGGAAUGCUUUCCCCACUGACAAAACUAAAGGACAAUAUUUCCAAUACCAGCCUGUCUGUUGAUGCUCUUGUGUUUACAAAUUGUGUGUAUACUUUUAUUUCUUUGAUCUUGUUUUAAUUUUAUUUUUUGGCAUAUUCUUUCAGGUCAUUUGCUUCAGUAAUAAAUGCAAUUGUUUGUUUUCAGAUAAUUGUUUUUCACCUUUUCAUGUAUUUGUACAUUGUAUAUAGUUCUUCAGUAUUAGAGGGAGGCAUAUUGUUUGUCAUAUUUACAAUAUGUGUU
Rhea pennata is the source of this 5774-nucleotide messenger RNA. RefSeq names its product yippee like 2 (gene YPEL2). The record is from RefSeq and is a predicted model, not a curated record. Lineage: Eukaryota; Metazoa; Chordata; Aves; Rheiformes; Rheidae. The transcript has 4 exons. Bases 190 to 549 code for a protein of 119 amino acids.